Aureococcus anophagefferens is the source of this 225-nucleotide messenger RNA. RefSeq lists its product as hypothetical. Gene Ontology annotation, molecular function: hydroxymethylglutaryl-CoA synthase activity. The transcript has a single exon. The record is from RefSeq and is a predicted model, not a curated record. The annotation marks the transcript as partial. Gene Ontology annotation, biological process: acetyl-CoA metabolic process. NCBI's taxonomy places the organism in Eukaryota, Pelagophyceae, Pelagomonadales, Pelagomonadaceae.
GAACUCGGCCGCCUCGAGGUUGGCACAGAAAGCGCGGUGGACCGCGGCAAGUCAAUCAAGUCGUUCUUGAUGUCAUUAUUCCAGGCUGACGACCACCACAGUGUUGAAGGGCUCGACACUUUCAAUGCGUGCUAUGGUGGGACAAAUGCAUUAUUCAGUACCACGAGCUGGCUCCAGAGCAGAGCAUGGAAUGGCAUGUACGGUGUCGUGGUCUGUUCCGACCCG